AGUGUGACUGUCAAAUCUACAUAUUCUCCCUCUUCUUCUUCCUGCCUGCCUUAGUCUCUCUCUAGAAAUCAUAAUUUUUCAGGCGGUCUCAAAUCUGGAGAUUCAAUCGCCGUUAUUUACGGUUGGUCGAGAAUCCUUGGUCUUCGAUUCGAUGUCUGGGUUCAAAGUAAUGUUUCCAGAUUUGUAAAAAAAGGCGGGGGGGGCAGGCCUCUAUUUUCUUUUUAAUUUUUGAUCUUGGAACUGUGGAUAUGGAUGGUGACCCAUUCUCAGUAGCAGCAGCUCUUGCUAAUGGUAAUGGUAAUGGUGGUGUACAAAUGGAUGGAAAAGUGUUUCAGACAUUUCAGAAGAGCUUUGUCCAAGUUCAGAACAUUCUGGACCAUAACAGAAUAUUGAUCAAUGAGAUUAACCAGAAUCAUGAGUCCAAAAUCCCAGACAACCUUAGCAGAAACGUGGGACUAAUCAAAGAACUGAACAACAACAUUAGGAGGGUAGUUGGACUCUAUGGUGAUCUCUCUAAUUCUUUCUCAAAGUCCAUGGAAGCUGCUUCCUCUGAAGGAGGAGAUUCAACUGGUGGUGCCCUAAAUCUCAAUAUCAAGUCUAAUGCCAGAACUGGGACCAAAAGAAAUAGGCCCCCUGCUUAGGCUAGCUAAUUAAAUCCCCCUACCCACACCCACAGAUCAUUUAUAUAUAAAAACAAAUUGUUGAUUUUAAUGACCUUCAUCUCCUCUUAUGUCUGGUAUGUAACAAUGCAUAAAUUAUAUUGAGUUUAUCUGAUGUGGGUAUAAUUUCUUGAUUCUCAAAAAAAUCUGUUGUUGAUGAU
This is a messenger RNA of Impatiens glandulifera, 820 nucleotides long. Its product is annotated as protein ELF4-LIKE 3-like. The record is from RefSeq and is a predicted model, not a curated record. The coding region runs from base 249 to 641 and encodes 130 amino acids. The transcript is spliced from 2 exons. Gene Ontology annotation, biological process: entrainment of circadian clock; positive regulation of circadian rhythm. NCBI's taxonomy places the organism in Eukaryota, Viridiplantae, Streptophyta, Magnoliopsida, Ericales, Balsaminaceae.